Molecule: messenger RNA, 1699 nt
Organism: Pteronotus mesoamericanus
Lineage: Eukaryota; Metazoa; Chordata; Mammalia; Chiroptera; Mormoopidae
Gene: UBAC1
Product: UBA domain containing 1
Exons: 11
Coding region: 22-1236 (404 amino acids)
Cellular component (GO): ubiquitin ligase complex
Molecular function (GO): protein binding
Source: RefSeq, a predicted model, not a curated record
GGCGGCGGCGGCGGCGGCGGGAUGUUCGUGCAGGAGGAGAAGAUCUUCGCGGGCAAGGUGUUGCGGCUGCACAUCUGCGCGUCCGACGGCGCCGAGUGGCUGGAGGAGGCGUCCGAGGACACGUCUGUGGAGCAGCUCAAGGAGCGCUGCCUCAAGCACUGUGCUCAUGGGAGCUUGGAAGACCCCAAAAGUGUAACUCAUCACAAAUUAAUACAUGCUGCGUCAGAGAGGGUGCUGAGCGACACCAAGACCGUCUUGGAAGAGAACAUCCAGGACCACGAUGUCUUAUUGUUGAUAAAAAAGCGUGCUCCGUCUCCACUUCCUAAGAUGGCUGAUGUCUCGGCAGAAGAAAAGAAAAAACAGGAACAGAAAGCCCCAGACAGAGAUGCCAUAGUCCGAGCCACCGCCAGCCUGCCCUCCUGCAACAUGGACCGGGCUGUGGUCCAGACCAGCAUGAGAGAUUUCCAGACGGAGCUCCGGAAGAUCCUGCUGUCCCUCAUUGAGGUGGCCCAGAAACUGCUGGCACUGAGCCCCGGUGCCGUGGAACUGUUCACCAAGGCCAACGCGAUGCUGGACGAGGACGAGGAUGAGCGAGUGGACGAGACGGCCUUGCGGCAGCUCACGGAGAUGGGCUUCCCCGAGAGCAGGGCCGCGAAGGCGCUCCGGCUGAACCAUAUGUCGGUGCCCCAAGCCAUGGAGUGGCUGAUUGAGCACGCAGAUGACCCCGCCAUCGACACACCUCUCCCAGGUCAGCCCUCUCCGGGCGAGGCGGGGGCCGAAGCUUCGGCCGAGGCUGCUGCCGGCACCAGCGAAGGCGACGAGGAGGCCAGAGAUGAGCUCACGGAAAUCUUCAAGAAGAUCCGAAGGAAAAGGGCCUUUCGGGCCGACAGUCGGGCUGUCAUUUCCCUCAUGGAAAUGGGGUUCGACGAGAAGGAGGUGAUAGAUGCCCUGAGAGUGAACAACAACCAGCAGAACGCCGCCUGUGAGUGGCUGCUGGGGGACCGCAAGCCCUCCCCCGAGGAGCUGGACACGGGCAUCGACCCCGACAGCCCUCUCUUUCAAGCCAUCCUGGACAACCCCGUCGUGCAGCUGGGCCUCACCAACCCAAAGACACUGCUAGCUUUUGAAGACAUGCUUGAGAACCCACUGAACAGCACCCAGUGGAUGAACGACCCAGAGACGGGGCCCGUCAUGCUGCAGAUCUCCAGAAUCUUCCAGACCAUGAACCGCACGUAGGCCGCGCCUGCGCUCUCCGCUGCCCCGCUGGCCUGCCGGGGGGGGGGGGUCCGGCUCUCUGGGCCCUCCUCCUUCCCAUCCAGUUGUGGGGACAACGAGAGGACGCGCUGGGCGGAGGAGGGGACCGGUCAGGGCUGCAAAGGGUCCUGCCCGCACCCGCCCCCGAGCUGGGCCCCGGUCGUCCUGCUUCCAUCUUCCUGCUUAGACACUUCCGUGCGGCGUGUGCCCGGCGCGGCCCAGCGUGUGACAGUGUUUACAAACAGGUGGUUCUGUGGGGAGGGUUGCCCCCUACCCAGUGGUCCCUCUGGCUCUUCAAACGCUGCUUGAACGGAACCAUAGGCGCUGCUCGUAAAGUCACCUGCUGUUGGAAGAUGGCGAGUUCCUGUCCACAGUGUUAACGUCAAGCGCACUUGGCCGAGUGGAGGGUUCACAGAUGACUUUUCUCCCAUAAAUAAAUCCCCCU